Molecule: messenger RNA, 2871 nt
Organism: Diprion similis
Lineage: Eukaryota; Metazoa; Arthropoda; Insecta; Hymenoptera; Diprionidae
Gene: BTBD9
Product: BTB/POZ domain-containing protein 9
Exons: 11
Coding region: 326-2167 (613 amino acids)
Biological process (GO): modulation of chemical synaptic transmission; circadian behavior; adult locomotory behavior
Molecular function (GO): protein binding
Source: RefSeq, a predicted model, not a curated record
CACGAUAGGAUAAAUGCAUCUGCGCAACUGUCAAAAUAUUUGGGAAGAAUCAAGUUAUGUGUACUUGGCAUGACUGAUUAGCUAUUUAACAGAUCUUUAGAUGUAUUUGGCUAUGUAUUGUAUAAGAUGGACUGAAUCUUGUUUGUAGUUUAACCCUGUGGUGUAUGUAGUUUCGAAGCGUUGUUUACUUUUGGCGUGAUCGAAGAUUACAUGUCGGAUUGAAGUGAACCAGAUAUUAUAGCGCCUGGAAAUUUUCGAUGUUCCCUCGUUAUUUGAUCACCAAAAACCAUCGAUCUCGAAAUAACGGUCGGCUUUAGCGCCCAAGAUGAGCUCACACCAUCACCUGAGUCCUUCAUCCGGUGAAAUAGAACACAUUAAUUUUCUAUCGGACGACAUUGGUGCCUUGUACUUAUCAGAUGAUUACUCAGAUGUAACAUUGGUUGUCGCUGGUCAACGGUUUAACGGUCACAAGGUGAUCUUGGCUGCUCGAAGUCAAUAUUUUCGCGCGCUUUUGUAUGGAGGAUUAAAGGAGUCGAAUCAACAAGAAAUUGAAUUGAAAGGAACCACUUUACCAGCUUUCAAAGGACUGCUUAAAUACAUUUACACCGGUCAUAUGUCUCUUGCCAAUCAACGUGAAGAAGUAAUCUUGGACAUACUAGGUUUGGCACAUCAGUAUGGAUUUGUAGAUUUGGAAACAGCUGUCUCUGAUUACUUGAGGGAAAUUCUCAACAUCAAAAAUGUUUGUAUUAUAUUCGAUGCAGCUCGCCUAUACCAGCUUGAAUUUUUAUCUAAAGUAUGUCAUGAAUACAUGGACAAACAUGCUCUCGAAGUUAUACAGCACGAGACUUUUUUACAACUAAGCCCAGGUGCUUUGAAUGAGCUGAUAGCUCGAAAUUCGUUCUAUGCCCCAGAAAUUGACGUGUUCUUAGCUGUGCAGGCUUGGGUAAAGGCAAACCCAGAUAUGGAAGCUAAGGAUGUUGUAGGUCAGGUCAGACUAGGAUUAAUUGAUCUAAAAGAUUUAUUGAAUAUCGUUCGACCGACUGGGCUGGUAUCUUCUGAGGCUAUUUUAGAUGCAAUUACAGAAAGAACACAAACAAAAGACUCUGAAUUGAACUAUCGUGGUCGUCUUCUGAUCGACGAGAAUGUAGCCCAUCCCAGACUUGGUGCUCAAGUUUUGCAGGGUGAAAUGCGUAGUUUUUUACUCGACGGUGACACCCACAAUUACGACAUGGAACGAGGGUACACUCGACAUGCUAUAACAGAUUCUCAAGCACACGGAAUUUUAAUUAAAUUGGGAACGCAAUGUAUUAUAAAUCAUGUAAAGAUGCUUUUGUGGGAUAGAGAUCUGCGAUCGUAUUCAUAUUACUUGGAAGUAUCGAUGGACCAGAAAGAUUGGGUUAGAGUAAUUGACCAUACAGAAUACUUUUGCCGUAGCUGGCAGUACCUAUACUUUGAGGAAAGAGUUGUCUCUUACAUACGUAUCGUUGGAACCAACAAUACUGUAAACAAGGUAUUUCAUGUGGUCAGCUUCGAGGCAUACUACACACACCAGCCAGUCAAGUUGUCUAAAGGUUUUGUUGUACCGAUACGAAACGUUGCUACAAUGGAGCGAAGUGCUAGUGUUACAGAAGGUGUCAGCAGGUCUCGCAAUGCUUUGUUGAACGGCGAUACAUCCAAUUAUGAUUGGGACAGCGGAUACACAUGCCAUCAGCUUGGGUCUGGUGCCAUUUUAAUACAACUUGGACAACCAUAUAUGAUUGACUCUAUGCGAUUGCUACUUUGGGAUUGUGAUGAACGUUCUUACUCAUACUACAUUGAAGUGUCUGGUAAUUCAUGGGACUGGGAGGUUGUUGCAGAUAAAACAAAAGAAGCUUGUCGAUCUUGGCAAACUCUUCGCUUUCAUCCGCCAAGACCAGUUGUUUUCAUUCGCAUUGUUGGAACACACAACACUGCCAAUGAAGUAUUUCAUUGCGUACAUUUCGAAUGUCCGGCACAAACAGAGGAUGAAAAAGCUAUCAACUCACCGACUAAGCGAGUUAAAAAAUCAGUGGGAAACACUCUUAAUCCCUUGCUGCCACCGCCACCAGAAACUGCAACUGAAGCUGUCAACAUUGACAAUGAAGACAACUCGACAGAUGAAUCGUUGGUUGGUUCUGUUGCCUUUUAAAAAAAUCCUGACUAGGCUUAACACUGUAUUAUAAACUAAGAAUGUCGGUUAAUAAUAAUGUUUCAACGAGGUUCAAGAUUCGUGUGAGUUCUCUUAACAAAUUUUUUGUAAUCACAUUAGUUUAAAUUCAUUUCAAUCUUCUGCCCGGCACAUAGAUGUGUGCAAGGUCAUUUAUUGAAUACUGGCUACGAUUGCGAUUGACGCGGCCGAUUUUACCUAAAGUCUGCAUAAAUCGCCCCCUCUUUCGAAUAUGGGGUGGCCAGUAUUUGAUAAAUGACUUUGUAUAUCAAUAAAAACGUGGUAAAAAGGUCCCAAGUUGUUGUGAUACAAAGUGAUUCAUCUAUGUGUACCAGGACGAUUUUAGAAAUUGAAAAUAAGUUGAGGGUACUUACUAUUGCAAAAAAAGUCAUACAAUCGGAGAAAAAAUUGAUUUUGGUGGAAAUCGAGAACGAAAUUUUCGACCGUGCCGUAAACAAAAAGCUAUUGCGCAAUAUUAAGUCUCAAUUACACCGAUUGGGUAUUUGACUCUGAAAAUUAGAGGAAACCAUUUCUAAGAGUUAUGAUUGUACGGUGUCUUUAGUAUAAUGAAUUUUAUGAAUAAAUAUACAUGAACACGUAUAAUCGUAUAUCAUGAUGGUACAAAUUAUAUCAGUGCCAUAAAAAUCUGAUUGUGUGGCAAAUAUAGAUAUACCUAAUGACAACGA